Aspergillus nomiae NRRL 13137 is the source of this 1234-nucleotide messenger RNA. Its product is annotated as DNA-directed RNA polymerase II core subunit RPB3. Gene Ontology annotation, molecular function: DNA-directed RNA polymerase activity; protein dimerization activity; DNA binding. The coding region runs from base 1 to 993 and encodes 330 amino acids. The record is from RefSeq and is a predicted model, not a curated record. The transcript is spliced from 4 exons. Gene Ontology annotation, biological process: DNA-templated transcription. Gene Ontology annotation, cellular component: RNA polymerase II, core complex. Lineage: Eukaryota; Fungi; Ascomycota; Eurotiomycetes; Eurotiales; Aspergillaceae.
AUGGAUUAUGAAAUGGACAUCGAGCCUACAGGGCCCCAGGUCACAGUGCGAGAGGCCGAACCCUACCGAGUCGAUUUCAAACUCAGCUCCGUCGAUCUCGCCUUCGCCAACUCUCUCCGCCGAACUAUGCUUGCUGAAGUCCCCACUAUUGCUAUCGAUCUAGUUGAAGUCGAGAAGAACACCUCCGUGCUUCCGGACGAGUUUCUUGCCCACCGACUGGGUCUCAUCCCUCUGAAUUCCAAGAACUGUGACCAGGACUGCGAGGACCACUGCGCGCGGUGCAGCGUGACGCUCACUUUACAUGCGCGCUGCACCGGCGACGACAUUAUGCGCGUGUAUGCGCGGGAUUUGGUGGUCAGUGGCGAGCGGGCGAAUGAAUGGGUCGGGAAUCCGGUUAUCACUGAUCCAGAAGGCAAUGGACCCCUGAUCUGUAAAUUGCGACGUGGGCAAGAGCUUAAAAUGACAUGUAUCGCCAAGAAGGGCAUUGCCAAAGAACACGCCAAGUGGAUGCCCACCGCAGCAGUUGGUUUCGAAUAUGAUCCACACAAUAACCUCAAACAUGUGGAUUAUUGGUACGAAGAAGAUCCUAUUAAAGAAUGGCCUGUCUCUCACAAUGCUGCAUGGGAACACGCUGCUCCCCCGGACCAACCCUUCGAUUACGAUGCGCAACCCAACAAUUUCUAUAUCGAUGUCGAGAGCGUCGGCGUUCUUGAGCCGGAUAUGAUCAUCCAGCAAGGGAUCACUGUCUUACAACGCAAGCUUGCAUCUGUUAUUUCGGCACUGUCUGGCACUGGUGACGGCGACCGCAAUGGUGUUAUGGGUGGGGAGGAUGAAGAUAUGAUGGGUGUACGCAGUCCAGAUGCAUAUGAGCCACCAGAGGGCAUUGAUGGAGGCUUCACUGCUUACGCUAAUGGCGGUGCAAGUGCUUGGGGAGCAAGCGCAGCAACUCCGUAUGGUGCAACUCCAUAUGGAGGUGGUGGGUAUGGCUUUUAAUUGAUUUCUCUUUUCUUUGAGAGAUUAACGUGUACCCAAGCUAUUGAUGGUAGGGGCACAAAAGUGAAAAACCGGGAAGACAAGAAUUAACAGGAAAAGCAUGCCUUCAUAUUCAAUAAUUGCUACUUCAAAGCAUCUGGUCGGAGUUUUAGGUUAGGGAACAGCGGCGCGAAUGGGAUUAUACCGUGCUUAUAUGAGUCGAUGGCAGCUUUGCGUCGAGUUGUUGAAUGUUAUAUUGGCU